GUCCCAGCACGAUAGAGCAGAGCCUGGUGCUUGCAGACCAUGGCAUCGAGGCAGCCCAGAUGGGCCAACACAACGAGGCCGUUUGGGCUUUCACCGUUGCCCUAGAGAUGAACCCCCGGGAGCACCGGCUCCUGGGGAACCGCUCGUACUGCCUGGAGAAGCUGGGUCGAUACGAGGAGGCGCUGGCGGAUGCGGAGGCGGCGCUGGCGCUGCAGCCAGGCUGGCCCAAGGGCUCCUUCCGCAAGGGCAAGGCCCUGCGGGGGCUCCAGGUACCUGCAGGGGGGGCUUCAAGGAUUGUGUGGGGGCCUGGAGUCUUGGGGGAGGUGGAGGAGGUGGGUGCCAUGACUGGGUGAGGGGCUGCUGGGUUCUAGGAGUGACUGUUGGGCUUUCCAGGGUGCUGUGGGGUGUUGUUGGAGACAAACUGGGGGUUUUGGAGUGCUGGUGGGCUGAGCAUGGAGCUGAGGGGUGCCAGUGGGUCUGGGUGGGGGCUCUGGGGAACUGGAGGGGCUGUAGGGUGCAAUGGCUGUGUGGGGGGAUUGAUUGCAUUAGGUCUAAAUUUGGGCUGGGUGGGCUGGGCAGGGAACUAGGGGUGUCAGUGGGGUGGCCUAGGGCUGGGCUGGGGUAUGUCAGUGAAGCUUUGAGGUGC
This is a messenger RNA of Catharus ustulatus (Swainson's thrush), 646 nucleotides long. It is a transcript of the gene TTC31, whose product is annotated as tetratricopeptide repeat domain 31. Gene Ontology annotation, molecular function: protein binding. Lineage: Eukaryota; Metazoa; Chordata; Aves; Passeriformes; Turdidae. The record is from RefSeq and is a predicted model, not a curated record. The coding region runs from base 60 to 353 and encodes 97 amino acids. The transcript has 3 exons.